This is a messenger RNA of Strongylocentrotus purpuratus (purple sea urchin), 1671 nucleotides long. RefSeq names its product 39S ribosomal protein L10, mitochondrial (gene mrpl10). NCBI's taxonomy places the organism in Eukaryota, Metazoa, Echinodermata, Echinoidea, Camarodonta, Strongylocentrotidae. The transcript has 5 exons. Bases 56 to 811 code for a protein of 251 amino acids. Gene Ontology annotation, molecular function: structural constituent of ribosome. The record is from RefSeq and is a predicted model, not a curated record. Gene Ontology annotation, cellular component: mitochondrial large ribosomal subunit. Gene Ontology annotation, biological process: translation.
AUUAAUCAAACAAAACUCUUUUUGAAUUUUGAAUUUCAUUGACCAAGAAAGCAAGAUGGCGACUUUCAUGUGGAAAUCCGUAUCGGCUUGCACAUGGACUCCAUCUUCUAUGUGUGUGCGGACGAUGAAAUCCAUCAACACCAGAAAGAAGAAACCCAUGCACAUCAUGCGUGCCAAGCUGAUGGCCGUGGCAGAACGCAAGGAGAGACCAGACCCGAGGUCUCUUGCUGAGCAGUGCAGCAUGAGGAAAAGUAUCAAGCAACCAGCAACAGAAAAGCCUCAUCUUGUUCGAGAAUACUAUGCUAGUCUGUGCCGCCAAGUGUUUUCUGCCAGUAAACUAAUUGCAGUCUAUCACACCGAGGGGUUGUCAGCAGCAGAACAGAAUGAUAUUAAACGCAGGUUGCGGAAGAACAACAUCUCUUUAAAGGUUUAUGGCAACAGUAUAGUACAAGAGGCCAUCACUGGCACUGAACUGGAGAGCUUGAGACCUCUGUUUGUAGGCUCGUGUAUCAUUGCCCUGAGCGAGGAACUAACUGUCAAAGAACUACUCAAAGCUACCAGAAGAAUACCAAAGAUCCAUCUUCUAGGUGGUAGAGUCGGGGACCAGCUGAUGUCGCCCAAAGGCAUGGACGAUUACUCCAAGUUACCCCCACUAGAGACCCUACAGGGUCAAUUCGCUGGUCUGCUCACCUCCUCCCUUAGUCGACCUUACUCCCUCCUCCAGGCCAAUCAACAGAGGCUGACCAUGAACCUUGAUCAGUUGGUGAAGCAGGGAGGGGACUCGGUAGAUGGCACUGCAGAGGAUAGAUGAUGAUGGAGUAUUAGGGCAUUAGUAGGUGCCAAUGAUAUUUAGAUUCAAAAUACUAUCUUAUCUGUUGGGAGAUAGAAGGGCAUGAACUUUGUUAAAUGAUAUGAUUUAAUGCCCUUGUAGCUGUCUGUCUGCAGAUGUUUUGUAUUUUGUACAGUGACUGAGAAUGUGCGUGGCUUGAUGUACUCCAAAUGAUCAUGAAGAUCAAUUGAGAAGCAGUAUCUUGGAAACACAACACUACAUUGUUGAGCCUCGAAAAAGUCUGCUUGCUAAAUCUCAUUGUUGAAAAUUGAGAGCACCACAGAACAAUGUAAAACUGAUUAGUGACACUGGGAUAGCAAAAGUAAGGAUAUUAGAGAAGGUACAUUUGCUAUACUGUAUAUCUAGUAUUUUGUUUUAAUUACAUGAAGUAGUUAUCAUGGAAUUUUGCCUGAAUCUGAUUAAGAUUUCAUUACAUAAGGCCAGUUUUGGUCUUAAAUUUGAAUAUUCCAUACAGCCAAUCACAAAACUUCACAGAGCCAUCACAGUAAGUUUGAAUUGCAUUUCUACAAGGAAAAUACAGGUUUCAUGUAUUUUUGUUGUUGUUAGCUUUCUCUUGUUUUUAUGUAUCUUCUGUACAAAUUAUGUGCUUAUGAAUAUUAAAAGAGAAAACAAAAUUUAGAUGAACGAAUGAAUGUGUUAUUUUACAUGUGAUGUACAGUGCCAAGAAAAAAAUACAGACAAAAUGAUAAAAUAGGCAAAAGAAACAAAUGAACAAAUUGUCACCUUAAUAUGUUUAUUUUGACCAGCAAAUAGAUUCAUAGUGUUAAAUUACAAGAUUUCAUGUAUAAAAUAUAAAAAUAUUAAAAAAACACACACUCUUA